CUCAUUUUACACAUGGUUUUACCGACCGCCUGCACCGGAUUCGGUUCAUGCCCCCUGAAGCAAACGAUUUGAAAGCGCUGGCACCUCUCUAAUGGCCGCUGCUGCUGCCCUCAAAGCUAGCUGUUUUCUCCAGCUGAAACAGAAAUCUAACGGCCAUUCUUCCCUUCUUCUUCCACGGAGGAUCGGCCUUUCAGCAACGAAUACUGUUGGCAGAUUAUUCAAGCCUCCUAUGGCGACCAUCAGCACUGACCAAGCUGUUGGUCUGUCUGAAACAUUCUCAAAACUGAAAAAACAAGGCAAAGUGGCUUUGAUACCAUAUAUCACCGCUGGCGAUCCUGACCUUUCUACUACUGCUGAAGCAUUGAAAGUGCUUGAUGCAUGUGGUUCUGACAUCAUAGAGCUAGGGGUACCUUAUUCUGAUCCAUUGGCUGAUGGCCCAGUUAUACAGGCUGCUUCAACACGUUCACUAGCCAGGGGGACAAAUUUUGAUAAGAUUAUCUCCAUGUUGAAGGAUGUUGUACCACAGUUAUCUUGUCCAAUUGCACUAUUCUCAUAUUAUAAUCCAAUACUCAAGCGUGGUGUUGAAAAGUUCAUGAUCACUGUCAGGGAUGCUGGGAUACAUGGACUUGUGGUUCCAGAUGUACCUCUGGAGGAGACUCAGAUAUUGAGAAAGGAAGCUACUAAGCAAAAUCUUGAAUUGGUGUUGCUGACAACACCGACAACUCCGACAGCUCGAAUGAAGGCAAUUGCCGAAGCUUCAGAAGGAUUUCUCUACCUUGUGAGCUCAGUUGGAGUUACUGGAGCUCGCGCAUCUGUGAGCAACCACGUGCAAUCUCUCCUAAUGGACGUUAAAGAGGCAACAAAUAAGCCAGUAGCAGUUGGUUUUGGCAUAUCAAAACCUGAGCACGUCAAACAGGUGGCCGGAUGGGGAGCAGACGGGGUGAUUGUUGGCAGUGCCAUGGUAAGAAUACUAGGCGAGGCAAAAUCUCCUGAAGAAGGCUUGAAAGGGCUAGAAAGCUUCACCAAGUCGCUAAAAGCUGCACUAUAGAGAUGAAGCUAUUGUUGUUAGAUUGCAUCUUGUAGCUUUUCCUAUCAAAUUUAGAGAAUUGAAGGCCAUUGUGAUUUUCAAAAUUUGUUUUUAAUUGAGACAAAUCAUAGAAAAUUUUCAAUUAAAUAGACCAGAUUUUGAUAAUUGCUGCA
Coffea eugenioides is the source of this 1200-nucleotide messenger RNA. Its product is annotated as tryptophan synthase alpha chain-like. The record is from RefSeq and is a predicted model, not a curated record. Bases 92 to 1048 code for a protein of 318 amino acids. Gene Ontology annotation, cellular component: chloroplast; cytosol. Gene Ontology annotation, biological process: L-tryptophan biosynthetic process. Gene Ontology annotation, molecular function: tryptophan synthase activity. NCBI's taxonomy places the organism in Eukaryota, Viridiplantae, Streptophyta, Magnoliopsida, Gentianales, Rubiaceae. The transcript is spliced from 9 exons.